Heterobasidion irregulare TC 32-1 is the source of this 234-nucleotide messenger RNA. RefSeq lists its product as uncharacterized. Gene Ontology annotation, biological process: mitochondrial electron transport, ubiquinol to cytochrome c. Lineage: Eukaryota; Fungi; Basidiomycota; Agaricomycetes; Russulales; Bondarzewiaceae. The record is from RefSeq and is a predicted model, not a curated record. The transcript is spliced from 4 exons. The coding region runs from base 1 to 234 and encodes 77 amino acids.
AUGGCCCGCCUUGCCUUCCACCCUACGCCUGCCACGCAGCGCCUUGGAACGUUCACCUUGAGCUCCGCCAAACGGUGGGCUGGUAGCCUCGGCUUUUGGGGUGUUGGUGCUGGCACUGCCGCCCUCCUGCUACUUUCUGUAACCCCGAAAGUCAAGAACGCGCUGUUGAUUAAGUUGCCUGUCAUUGGCGACCACUACGUAGAUAAGACCCCUGCGUCGGAUAAGCCGUUCUGA